GAUUCAGAUAUUCAAGGUUCUCAGAUACACAGUUGUAUCAUGGCGCACAUUAAUACUGACCGUCCCAGGAGGAUUGAUACGAAGACUUUGCUCCAGUUCUCCCCUCUCUUCAUGGCUCCUACUCUGACCAGUCUUAGAUCGGAGCUGUCCAUGGCGGAGUCAGCAUCUGCAGCCUUGUCCCACAGCUUCAACUCUCACUUGCCUUCCAGCCAGUUGCCUACAGUCGAUCACCUGCGACCCUCCCCAGUUGCCAGAUCUCCAACCUGUACCAUCAUGCAUGGGAUGACAUCUACUCCUACGACAAGUGCAGCUCCCAUAGCAGCUCCUACUCCACUGUACCCUUCCAUGCAGACCCCCAUGUCGUCGCUACCCCACCCAGCACCCUUGAUGUCCCUACCUCACCCAUCACCACUGGCAUCCUUUACCAUGCCGCCAGCCUCAUCCUACCUGGCCAUGUCUACUCUCACCUCAACACCACAGUCGGCACAGAUGUCCACCCUGCCGCACACCCAGGGUUAUUCGCCCUCCAUGGCCAUCCCAGCGGCACAGACACUGUCUCUGCCACCCCAGUUCCCCACCCCACCAGCUCAGAUGCAGACCCCAGAGAACCCCAGCUGCCUCAACAGACUUCAGAGCAAUCCCAUGUUCCAAGACCUACAGAAGCUUCUCUCACAGGAGUGUAGACACUUACAGGUGCCAGCCAGUCUUAUCACAGCAAGUUGGAAUUCCAAUCAGCUGCUUACUCCUUCGACUGUUGACACCAACCAGAGAGUUGCCUCCCUUCAUGCUUCUCUCCAGGAUGAGUUCCUGCGUCUCCACACCAACACAACACUUCGUAACGACAGCCAACAACUUGAACAUUACUACUGCACUGAGGUUGGCCGCAUUGAGAUGGAACGCUACCAGGCCCUGCAUGCUGUCGUCUGCUCUGAACACCAGAAGUACUCCAUCAACAUCCACUUUGACAAUGAGAGAAUCUCCCUCUGUCAGCAUCUUGAUAAGGAAAUCCAGCAUCUGAAGCUCACAAGGAACCCAAGUGUUCCCACUCACCAAGAUCGCUUGUCUCCCGUUAGCGACAUGUCCAGUCCUCUUACACCACCAUCUCUUCUUGAUUCUCCCACCGAGUCCGUUCCAUCAGCGCAGAAGAGCUUCAACAUUGUUGACUUCCUGUCACCCAGCUUGUCUAUUGACACAUCUGCCAAGUCACCAGAUUUCUCCGGAUCGGUCACUGAGUCCUUCACCCAGAACCUGUCUGCUGACUCUGGUAUCCACAGUCAAGAGUCCUCCCCUGAGACCAGCCACCGCACAGUUACCUCCCCUGUUGAGCCAGUCACUUCCCCUGUCGAGACCACAGUCAUGGACAGCACUUUAGAGAACCAGACCGGCCGACUCCUGAAGUCUGAGACAACCCGAAUCCUGACUGAGUGGUACGAGGCCCACAUCAAGUAUCCCUACCCAAGUGAUGAAGAUGUCAAGCACCUCUCCAACAAGGGAGGGAUCAAGCCUGCACAGGUCCGCAAAUGGCUGGCCAACAAACGUGUACGUUCCUUCAACACACUCUCCAUCACAGGCAAUGACCAUCCCAUCAAGUACAAGUACCAGGGGCGCACCAAGAAGACUGAUGCCACAGCUCCCAGUAACCGUCGCUCCCAGUACAAGCUCCUGACUCCAGCUGCCAAGAAGAUCCUCACUGAUUGGUAUGAGAGUCACCAGGAGAAUCCCUACCCCACAGAGGAACAGAAGGGACUGGCUGACCUUGCACAAAUAUCCAGCGCCCAGGUUAAGUCCUGGUUCGCCAACAAGCGGAGCCGCAACAACAACACCAGGAAGCAGAUCCCCAACUACUUCAUCAAGAAGUACCCCAGCUACACCCCCAUCGUCGAGAUGGUGGGACAGAUGAGAGCAGCCAAGAAACAGACCAAGUUUGAUAACGUCCGAGUUUCACUCUUCCAGUGAACUGUUAGCGACUGUUGAUUGUUAAAGAAAGUCCUUGUUAUUGUUGAUAUGCUAUAGUGCUUUUGUUGACAUGUGUAGAUAUGUAUAUACCUGGAAGCUAUGUGAGUGAA
Messenger RNA from Haliotis rubra (blacklip abalone), 2066 nucleotides. RefSeq lists its product as uncharacterized. Gene Ontology annotation, biological process: regulation of DNA-templated transcription. The record is from RefSeq and is a predicted model, not a curated record. Gene Ontology annotation, molecular function: DNA binding. NCBI's taxonomy places the organism in Eukaryota, Metazoa, Mollusca, Gastropoda, Lepetellida, Haliotidae.